Penicillium oxalicum is the source of this 1134-nucleotide messenger RNA. RefSeq names its product uroporphyrinogen-III synthase HEM4. Gene Ontology annotation, biological process: uroporphyrinogen III biosynthetic process. NCBI's taxonomy places the organism in Eukaryota, Fungi, Ascomycota, Eurotiomycetes, Eurotiales, Aspergillaceae. Gene Ontology annotation, molecular function: uroporphyrinogen-III synthase activity. The record is from RefSeq and is a predicted model, not a curated record. The coding region runs from base 1 to 1134 and encodes 377 amino acids. The transcript has 2 exons.
AUGUCCCGUUCUACUCCGAUCCUCCUUCUCAAAACCAAAUCCUCUCCCCACGAUGGCUAUCAAGAUCACUUUGCAACCAACGGGUUUGAUCCUUGCUUUGUACCGGUACUCGAACAUCGCUUUCUCGCAGAGAAUUUAGCAAUUGUACGCCAGCUUUUUGCAUCUGGGGCUUUUAACGUUGCGGAUACCUCGUCCUCGUCAUCGACAAUAUCACCCUCGACUGCGCCAAGCAAUCUCUUUGCCAAAAGAUAUGGAGGAAUGAUCUUUACGAGUCAACGUGCCGUGGAGGCUUUUGCGCAGAUGAUUGAGGAUCAUGGCCUCCCACCCUUCACCACUCCAUCCCUCCCACUAUACACCGUCGGACCAGCCACAGCCCGGGCUCUCACCACCCUCCGCGACAAGCAUCUCCCUGGCGCGACCAUCCACGGCGAAGAUGCCGGUAACGGACAGAAUCUGGCCCAUUUCAUUCUGAACCAUUACAAUGCCAUCUAUCCCGCCGCAGACCCAGACACCCAUCACACCACUAACAAUAUCAACAAUCAUACUCAGAGUGAGAAUGAUACGAACAACGCGACCAACUCACCUCUCCAUCCCCAUCCCAAACCCUCCCUCCUCUUCCUCGUCGGUGAACAACGCCGCGAUAUCAUUCCCAAAACCCUCAUGGACGCAGACCGUCCCGUACCCGAACGCAUCGACGUCGAAGAACUCGUCGUUUAUGAAACGGGGGAAAUGCAAUCCUUCGAGACGGAUUUUACCGAGGCGGUUCGUCGGUGCCGCGAUGGGAAGAUGAUCUCGUCUUAUUCGUCUUCUGCGAAUGACAAUUCCCCUUUGACCGUCGACUCCCGCCCACCAUUCUGGGUCGUCGUCUUUUCACCAACAGGCUGCGAGGCCAUGUUGAGAGUUUUAAAAAUGGGACCUUUUGCAGAAGAGCAUGAGGAUGGGGGGGAUGGGAACGCGACGGGUCCAUCGGACGUGUUGGUGGCGACGAUUGGGCCGACGACGAGGGACUUUUUAAAGGAGCGGUUUGGGUUCGAGGCGCAUGUUUGUGCGGAGAGGCCGAGUCCGGAGGGAGUGGAGGAGGGGAUUCGGAGCUUUUUUGGCGGAGAGGGGGUGAGUGGGUGGAUGAGGUGUUGA